CAAAACAAUCGUCAUCCAAAAAAUCUCGACAACUUGACUAAUUUUGAUCAAAUUUAAUACAAAAAAUCAUCUGUCCCUAAAUUUAUAGACUUUUAACGCAUUGAACAAAUUACCAUGGAAGAAGAUUUUGAGCCCCUCGAUCCCUCUCUCAAAAAUGUCGUCGAACAAACGAGUCUCAAAUGGAUUUUUGUCGGUGGCAAAGGCGGCGUUGGAAAGACCACUUGCAGCUGCAGUCUCGCCGUGCAACUUUCCAAAGUGCGCGAAAGUGUCUUGAUCAUCAGUACGGAUCCCGCUCACAACAUUUCCGACGCCUUCGAUCAAAAGUUCACGAAAGUUCCGACAAAAGUCAACGGCUUCGAAAAUUUGUUCGCGAUGGAAAUCGAUCCGAAUGUCGGCGUCAACGAACUUCCCGACGAAUAUUUCGAAGGCGAGACAUCAGCUUUCAAACUGAGCAAAAGUGUCACGCAGGAAAUCGUUCAAGCGCUUCCCGGCAUCGACGAAGCCGUCAGUUACGCCGAAGUCAUGAAACUCGUCAAAAGCAUGAAUUUUUCCGUCGUUGUCUUCGAUACGGCGCCCACGGGACACACGUUGCGUCUUCUUUCCUUCCCGCAAGUCGUCGAAAAGGGUCUCGGCAAACUCCUGCGUCUCAAGAUGAAAUUGGCGCCGUUCAUCACGCAAAUGGGCAGUUUGUUCGGCAUGGGCAGCGACUUCAAUGCGGACACCUUGACGGGCAAAUUGGAGGAAAUUCUCACGAUAAUCCGUCAAGUUAACGAACAAUUUCGCAAUCCGGACCAAACGACGUUCGUGUGUGUUUGCAUCGCGGAAUUUUUGUCGCUUUACGAGACGGAGCGACUUGUGCAGGAACUCACAAAGUGCGGAAUUGACUCACACAACAUCAUCGUGAAUCAGUUGCUGUUCAUGAAAGAGGGACAAGAACCGUGUUCCAUGUGCUCGGCACGCUACAAGGUGCAGCAGAAAUAUUUGGAUCAAAUUGCGGAUUUGUACGAGGAUUUUCACGUCACGAAAUUGCCGUUGUUGGAGAAGGAAGUUCGUGGACCGGAUGCGGUUAAGAGCUUUUCCGAAAAUCUUAUAACUCCGUACACGGGACGUUGUUAAAUUAAAAUUUAUUUUUUU
Culicoides brevitarsis is the source of this 1134-nucleotide messenger RNA. RefSeq names its product ATPase ASNA1 homolog. NCBI's taxonomy places the organism in Eukaryota, Metazoa, Arthropoda, Insecta, Diptera, Ceratopogonidae. The transcript has 2 exons. Gene Ontology annotation, biological process: post-translational protein targeting to endoplasmic reticulum membrane. Bases 115 to 1116 code for a protein of 333 amino acids. Gene Ontology annotation, cellular component: GET complex. Gene Ontology annotation, molecular function: ATP hydrolysis activity; ATP binding. The record is from RefSeq and is a predicted model, not a curated record.